Sander lucioperca (pikeperch) is the source of this 1103-nucleotide messenger RNA. RefSeq names its product DET1- and DDB1-associated protein 1-like. The record is from RefSeq and is a predicted model, not a curated record. NCBI's taxonomy places the organism in Eukaryota, Metazoa, Chordata, Actinopteri, Perciformes, Percidae. Bases 371 to 679 code for a protein of 102 amino acids. Gene Ontology annotation, cellular component: Cul4-RING E3 ubiquitin ligase complex. Gene Ontology annotation, biological process: positive regulation of proteasomal ubiquitin-dependent protein catabolic process. The transcript is spliced from 5 exons.
CUACCACUGAGGUACGUCGAAUCUUUGAAGGUAACCGCCCCCGAAAAGACGAACAACAAAAAUGGAGUUGUGAACUAGUAGCAAGAUAGCUUCAAAGCACGUUCGAUUUCAGUUUUUGUGUAAUUACCUUUACAUGAUUGGACGUUUCCAGCUGAUUGAAGUGGCGUGAUGCACUCAUAUCGAAGUCAUACGUAGUCAAAUCGUAAGAAGCUGUCGAGCGGGUAAACAAACCGGUAUCUUGGCUACGACAAAGACAACAAGGCUUAGCUAGUUAGCUAGCUAAAACGGUAGCAUCUGCUCCUUUUCCCCCUAACGUUAGCUAGCUAGCUAGCUAGCUAGUUAACGAACGAAGAGCGUGACUCGGACAGAAAUGGAGAAGUCAGAUUUCUUAAAGGGACUACCUGUCUACAACAAGAAUAAUUUCAGCAGGUUCCAUGCAGACUCUGUAUGUAAAGCAUCAAACCGCCGACCAUCUGUGUAUCUUCCAACCCGGGACUAUCCAUCAGAGCAGAUCAUAGUCACAGAGAAGACAAACAUCCUAUUGCGAUAUCUUCAUCAACAGUGGGACAAAAAGAAUUCAGCAAAAAAGCGAGAGCCGGAACAAGGAGAGGGGGAGAACACGGCGCCGCCGCGGAAAAUCGCCAGAACUGACAGUCGGGAACUGAACGAGGAUUCUUGAAUUGCUGUGCUGUUGAUGCACACCCAGCAGAGACUGACCUAUACAAACAAAAUGCAUUAUGCGGAAUAAAUGUUUGCAAAGCCAGGCCUUGACGCUGAAGCCCUCAAGGAUCCAUUACAGUCCAGACCACAGCCGUCAUGACGUUAGUCCCCAAAAAACAUUGGUCAUAAUGUUUGCAUUCAAAUUCAGAUUUCCUCCUUAACCAAACCCUUUUUUCCUCAGUUCAUUUACUACUUUCGACCAGUAUUUUCUUUCCUUCCAAGACACUUCUGCCUCAGAUUUAAGUCUUUAUAGUGUAAAAAAAUGACAUACUUCUACCUCCUUAUUCCUCAAACCCUCUGAUUUUUCCUAACUUAUGCUCACAGUUUUCUUUUAAAGUGUUCAUAUUAUGCUUUUUGGCUUUUUCCCUUUCCUUUAUUGUGUU